UUCAUCGCCAAAAAUCAUACAACAUGGGUAAGGUUCACGGAUCUCUCGCCCGUGCCGGUAAGGUCAAGUCUGCCACUCCUAAGGUCGAGCCCCAAGAGAAGAAGAAGAACCCCAAGGGUCGCGCCUACAAGCGUAUCUUGUACACCCGCCGUUUCGUGAACGUUACCAUGACCGGUGGCAAGCGCAAGAUGAACCCCAACCCCGGUGCCGCUUAA
Penicillium taxi is the source of this 215-nucleotide messenger RNA. Its product is annotated as 40S ribosomal protein eS30. Gene Ontology annotation, molecular function: structural constituent of ribosome. The record is from RefSeq and is a predicted model, not a curated record. Gene Ontology annotation, cellular component: cytosolic small ribosomal subunit; ribosome. Lineage: Eukaryota; Fungi; Ascomycota; Eurotiomycetes; Eurotiales; Aspergillaceae. Gene Ontology annotation, biological process: translation. The coding region runs from base 24 to 215 and encodes 63 amino acids. The transcript is spliced from 3 exons.